Messenger RNA from Adineta steineri, 684 nucleotides. The record is from the annotation of a GenBank genome assembly. NCBI's taxonomy places the organism in Eukaryota, Metazoa, Rotifera, Eurotatoria, Adinetida, Adinetidae.
AUGGAGAUAAUUGAACAACUGCUAUCAGCCCAUGAUGAUUUUUCACAAGAAUCUCAGAAUGAUGACGAUGUCGAUCGAAUAAAACAACAAUACUUCAAACGAUUAUCAGAUGUACUUGCCAAUUGGCAAGUCACUGAUGUUCGUACCGUACCAGGUGUCAUGUAUCAAGUUCGUUGUGGUCAUGAUGAAUUCGAUCAAAGUAUUGAAUAUCAAAUCAAUUGGUUUUUUGAUUGCGCCGAAACAAUUAUUCAUAAUCAUCGACAUUCAUUUGAUAGUUAUUGUUUAGAAGGAGAAUAUAUAGAAAAGCUAUGGGAAAUAGUUGAUGAUGAUGGUGGUGGUACAAUGACAUAUCAAUUUCAACGUAAAUCAAACGCUACAUUUGAUCUAUGUAAAACAAUACCUGGUACUCUUUGUCAUAUAAAAACCAGACAUCACUUUCCAGGCAAUAUACUACAUGUUGAUACAAGCCAAUUCCAUUCGAUAUCAUCGCUUGUUGGUUCCAGUAGUCGAGUUUUAACAUUUUUGAUCAAGAAAAACUAUUUUCCAGCAUCAGAUAUAUUUGCACUUAGUAUGACACCGGAGAUAGAAGUACAAGAUAAUGAAAUCCGACAAGCAACAGAUGAUGAACGACAAGUUAUGUAUGAGAAACUUCAGCAAUUACAAAAAACAAGUCUUUGUCAAUAA